UCGUAUCGCGUACAAAAUAAGCCACUGUUUCAUACAUUCGCGACGGUGAAAAAAACCAAAGGAGGCAAAGGAAAGAAACGAACCUAAGGAGAAAGGGAGAAGGUUCAGAGCACGACAAGAACGAGGGACGGAGGAGGGUCUUCCAUGUCCGCUGCGGUUCCAGGAGAGUAGCGAGAACAAGGAAGAUGGUGUUGGUGUUGGCAUUGGGGGAUCUGCACAUACCGCACAGGGCGCCUGAUCUGCCCGCCAAGUUCAAGUCGAUGCUCGUCCCUGGCAAGAUCCAGCACAUCAUCUGCACCGGCAAUUUAUGCAUCAAAGAAGUUCAUGAUUACCUGAAAACUCUCUGCCCGGACCUGCAUAUUACUAGAGGCGAGUAUGAUGAGGAAACUCGAUAUCCAGAGACUAAGACAUUAACUAUUGGCCAAUUCAAGCUUGGACUUUGCCAUGGUCAUCAGGUUAUUCCUUGGGGAGAUCUGGACUCUCUAGCCAUGCUCCAGAGGCAGCUGGACGUUGAUAUCCUUGUGACGGGUCACACCCACCAGUUCACUGCCUACAAGCAUGAGGGAGGGGUUGUGAUAAACCCAGGUUCUGCUACUGGUGCAUACAGCAGCAUCACUUACGACGUGAAUCCUAGCUUUGUACUCAUGGAUAUUGAUGGCCUGCGCGUGGUGGUCUAUGUUUAUGAACUCAUUGAUGGGGAGGUUAAGGUCGAUAAGAUUGACUUUAAGAAGACCACUACGACGACUGCUCAUUGACCGCCAUUUUACGUACUUAUAGCUUUGACUGUAACACCAGAAAUUCUGUCAUGCUUAUUUUGUUGAAGCAAUCCUAGCUUAUACAUCUUUAUCACUGUCAAAUGACUGAUGGACUUGCUUUUUGGAAUUUUUCGUAAUUUAGAUAGCUCGUGAUAUUUUUUAAUCGAAUUUCUUGUACAUGUACCUCUCAUGUUAGAGUUUGGUGAACAAUUUUCGUUU
Messenger RNA from Syzygium oleosum, 974 nucleotides. Its product is annotated as vacuolar protein sorting-associated protein 29. The record is from RefSeq and is a predicted model, not a curated record. The transcript has 4 exons. The coding region runs from base 186 to 755 and encodes 189 amino acids. Gene Ontology annotation, biological process: retrograde transport, endosome to Golgi; intracellular protein transport. Lineage: Eukaryota; Viridiplantae; Streptophyta; Magnoliopsida; Myrtales; Myrtaceae. Gene Ontology annotation, cellular component: retromer complex; endosome.